Messenger RNA from Microthlaspi erraticum, 441 nucleotides. The record is from the annotation of a GenBank genome assembly. Lineage: Eukaryota; Viridiplantae; Streptophyta; Magnoliopsida; Brassicales; Brassicaceae.
AUGCCUUCAUGCCUCCUCAUGUUGCCCGACAAGAUACUACUCUCGCUGGUUAUUUUGUCCCCAGAUCAUGAGCCAAAUUCUUCUGAGCCGUUUAGGACUUGGUCGGAAAUUAAGAUAUGGGACGAACCUGACGUGUUCAAGCCAGAGAGACACCUUGAUGAACACGAUAGGGACUCUAUGGGUGUGACUCUGAUGGAACCGGACAUGCGGUUGGUGAUAUUCAGCACUGGUCGGCGUGGCUGCGCAGGUACUAAGAUUGGAGCAUCUAUGACCAUCAUGUUGUUAGCCAGACUUCUCCAAGGAUUCGCGUGGGCUCUCCCUAUUGGUGCAAGUCAAGUCGAGCUCAUCGCUGCAAAGAGCAACUUGUUCAUGGCCAAGCCUCUACUUGCAUCUGCGAAACCUAGGUUGGCUCCUGGUUUAUAUCCGAAAAUCCAGAUCUAA